This is a messenger RNA of Pelobates fuscus (common spadefoot toad), 2395 nucleotides long. It is a transcript of the gene RAD52, whose product is annotated as RAD52 homolog, DNA repair protein. Gene Ontology annotation, cellular component: nucleus. The record is from RefSeq and is a predicted model, not a curated record. The transcript has 12 exons. NCBI's taxonomy places the organism in Eukaryota, Metazoa, Chordata, Amphibia, Anura, Pelobatidae. The coding region runs from base 203 to 1486 and encodes 427 amino acids. Gene Ontology annotation, biological process: double-strand break repair via homologous recombination; DNA recombinase assembly; double-strand break repair via single-strand annealing.
CGGGCUGGGACCCGGGGAUGUAACACAGAGCCUGGGCACCUCGCUCUCCCGAUCUAGGGGGAAGCACGACCUCCUUCCCGGCAUGCUUUGUGAACAGAUCCUCUGAUUGGUUACUGCAUGGAGGCGGGAAUUAUGGACAGAAUGCUGGGAGUCAUACGUCAUCAAUAGUCGUCUGAGCAGAGGGAGUAGAGAAUAAGACAAUAUGUCUGCAAAUCGGCCUACUGGAGGAGGAGACCAGAUUAAAUCGGUCCAGGCAGGAAAUGGGGCAGUACAUUUUGGACAGCAUCAGUAUACUGCUGAAGAAUACCAAGCUGUCCAGAAUGCUCUGCGUCAGAAGCUGGGUCCUGAAUACAUCAGCAGCAGACAGGCAGGAGGAGGACAGAAGGUGUGUUACAUAGAAGGGCACAGGGUAAUCAGUCUGGCCAAUGAGAUGUUUGGAUACAAUGGUUGGUCCCAUUCCAUAACUCAGCAGAAUGUGGAUUUUGUGGACCUGAGUAAUGGCAAAUUUUACGUGGGGGUGUGUGCAUUUAUCAAAGUCCAACUGAAGGAUGGCUCCUACCAUGAAGAUAUAGGUUAUGGUGUCAGUGAAGGUCUGAAGUCUAAAGCUCUAUCAUUGGAAAAAGCUCGGAAAGAAGCAGUCACUGAUGGAUUGAAGAGAGCACUCAAAUGCUUUGGGAAUGCUCUUGGGAAUUGCAUUAUGGAUAAAGAGUAUCUCCGUGCUGUUAACAAAUUACCAAAGUUGCCGCAAGCAGAACUGGAUCCUGCACUGACAAAGCGACAAGAUUUUGACGCUUCGCUGGAAAAGGCACGUUUUAAUGGCUAUCUAAUCAAACCGAAACCACCAGACAGACUUCAUCUAGAACCAGUUGACAAGGAAACUCCUGAGAUGAGUGAAAAAUUACCCACCAAACAGCACCAACAGGAUCACACCAGCAAGAACACAGAACAAAACAACACUAGUAUAGGAGGCUCUGGACCUGCACUAGCUGGAUCAUCCAUCCAUCUGGAGAUGGAUGCAACGUACCAACGCAAACUGCGCCAGAAGCAGCUUCAGCAGCAGUUCCGUGAGCGGAUGGAGAAGAGACAGCAGAGCAGCUCUCCAGACAUAAAUAGAGGAGUGAGCGCACAUACUCAUAUGGCCACCCACCACAGUCAUAGCACUCCAGCAACUGUGCAGGGUGCAUCUGUGCCCGAGGAGGAGCUUCUGGCAGAUGACCCUGAGUUGUGGGAUAUCCCGUUAGAUGGGGAAGUGGAUCAUAUAUCAAAUAAUACUUUACAGAAUGCCCCCAGCUCUAUCACAACACCACACAAUACCCCGGGGCAGCAUCAGAUGUUGACACGAAGUAAGACCCCACAGCGGGUAAACAGCAAUAACCAACUUGUUCGAUCAGACACCUGGAUUCAGAGACAUGGAAAUCAAAGAUCAGAUAGAAGUCCAUGUCGGCCAAACCAGGGACUAAUCAAAAAGAGAAGGCUGGAACCUUGAUCUAAACCAGGAAUUAAAUCUUUGUAUAGAGACCGAAUUAUUUCAUUGCAGUUUCUUCCUACUACACUUUUCCUAGAGUAUGUUGUACUGUAUAUGGACAUUGAUCCUGCGCCCUUAAUGGACCCUAUGAGACUUCUAUAUUGGGUGUGUAGACUGCAACACUACAACAUAUGGUAUUCAGCUUUAUGGAGUUGUUCAUUAUGUUUCACCAAUGUCCAACAGCAGAAGAUGAUGAUCGAAGAUUGCUGCACCUCAAAUGCCACUGACCCAACAGGUGUUUUUACUGUCCUCUUUGGAAUAGAGUUGGUGGUUCAUGAGAAUGGGUUUUAAGAACCAUGGCUUGGAAAUGGUGAGAAAUUGACACGACAACUAUGUUGUUAAACAUUUUUCACACCUUCACACACCGAUUAUAACUCUCUCUCUCUUAAUGUUUUUAACCACUCAAAUAUGGUUUACAUAUAACUAUGUUUGCACACUUUUCUGUAUUAUUUCAUCGAUCCUGUGUCAUAAACAGUACACGAUUUCAGAUAUAAAAUUUGUAUUGAAUAGAGCAGUCAGGCUAGAUGUUACAAAACAAUCUUCAUGUUGGAGGAGUACUGUCUCAUUACCCUUAUGUCCAGCUCUGUCCAUUACUUAUCAGAUAAACAAAUUGGCUCCUGACUGUAUGAAAGCUUCUGUGCUCCGUGUACAUGAUCUACAUUCUGGCAGCUGGGUGGGGAGCUGUGGACACAAUAGCUGAUUUUAGCAAAAUAAAUUAUUUUGUGCAAGCGAUGGCACUGUUCUUCUCUGUGAUGGAGAAAAUAUGUUAUUCUCUGUACCUUCAAUGUUUUUUAUUUUAUUUGUUACAUGGGAAUUGUAUUGUAAGGUAUUUUUCUGUAUACCAUUUUAAAGUUCUGUUUUGUAAAAUAA